Oncorhynchus tshawytscha (Chinook salmon) is the source of this 3067-nucleotide messenger RNA. RefSeq names its product tyrosine-protein phosphatase vhp-1. Bases 1001 to 2668 code for a protein of 555 amino acids. The transcript is spliced from 4 exons. Lineage: Eukaryota; Metazoa; Chordata; Actinopteri; Salmoniformes; Salmonidae. Gene Ontology annotation, molecular function: protein tyrosine/threonine phosphatase activity; MAP kinase tyrosine/serine/threonine phosphatase activity. Gene Ontology annotation, biological process: negative regulation of MAPK cascade; protein dephosphorylation. The record is from RefSeq and is a predicted model, not a curated record. Gene Ontology annotation, cellular component: cytoplasm.
UUUAUGUAGGCCCUAACAGUUUAUGGGCACCGUUUGUCACCGUUAUGGUACAAUUAAUGUAUUGUUUAGCGUUGUAUUGUUUAGCGUUGUGUUGUGGCUUUUCUGGCAUGCAUCCCACUCUUUUUUUUGCCCCGCCAAGAUUUACAUGCUAAAAUCGCCACUGGAAGAGAUUAUAGGGUUUUUCACAAAUACAUGCUUUUCGCCACGACGUAUUGCAGCUGAAUGUUUUUUAAAAACGCCUCUGCAACAAUAGCGUCAGAAAAGGUACGAUUCGUCACAAUAAAAAGCAAAGGGUCUUCAGGCGAAUUGAUGAUGAUUAACAAAUGAGUCCGGCAUGGGCGGCGGAUUGGUUGAAAAUGACAUCACAUACAAUUAUACCAUUCUUAGCAUGUAGAAACAGCAUUACCUCAUCCUUUCCCUCUCGCGCAGUUAUAGCCAUACAACAACAAAUAAUGUUACAGUCGCAGACAGGACAAGGAACAGGACGAGAGUAGAAGUCAAGAAAGAAAGAAAGAGAGAGCGAGCUCUAUACUCUACUUAUUAUUAAUUAAGCAUAACAUAUAUUUUUGCAUUCUUAAUCCAUUUUCUUUGAGACCAUUCGGGUUGAUUAGAUCGAGUUAUUUGGUGUGCAAGUUGAUUUGUGCGAUAUUUCCAGUAUCUUCGUUUGGAGUGAAAAUCGUCGCUGUAAGUACAAUGUAAUAUUUCUUGCAUUUUGCUUGCAUCAUUUAUGUCUGGUUUUAUAUUCUCCUAUGAUCAUCUAAUGAAUGCAAACUUGCAAAAUCCAUGACGUAAUGCAAAGAGAACGUCAUUCUCUAGCAGCAAUAGAACAAAUUAAUGUUUUCUUAAUUCACAUUCAUAGCAAUAAUAAUGCUAAUAUAUUUCAUGCAACUGUUAAAAUGAUUGUCAAAGUUCCAUGCAGUCUUUUUUCGAUGCCUAUGUAUAUUGUAGCCUAAUACAUAAUUGUAAUCCCUUGAUAUUGAAAUGAACACCGUUUUCUCUCAUGUUUCGGUUCCAGACACAAAGGACAGAGAUGGUGUUCUACAGGGAGAGAGAAAACGGGACACGCGAGCGUCCACCGCUGUCUCUCAUCCUACCGCAUCUUUACCUGGGUGCAGAGACGGACGUUACGCAGGAUUGCCUCGACGCCAGCGGGAUCUCAUACGUGCUAAGCGUGAGCCGCUUCAGCCCGCAGCCUACUUUCCUUCCCCGUUCCCAGUACCUUCGCAUCCCAAUCGAGGACUCUCUCCGAGACGACCUGCUGCCCCAUAUCCCGGAGGCACUGCGUUUUAUCGAUGGGGCUAUGUCAUCAGGUGGAUCUGUGGUAGUUCAUUGUGCUGCAGGAAUCUCUCGCUCCCCUGCCCUGGCUGUGGCCUACAUUAUGUACAACCUGGGGAUGGACCUUGACCAUGCCUACAGGUUUGUGAAAGAGCGCAGGCCUUCAAUCUCCCCAAACUUCAAUUUUCUGGGUCAGCUACAACACUUCCAAGGAACCCUCACUCAGAAAAGCUCUAAUGGCAACCCCACUAUCCAGCCAAUCAGAUCACUGGACACAUGUCUGCAGCCAAGCAAUGAAAACAUUAGCGGCGGUUCCUCUUUUCCCCUGUCAGCCAAUCAGAUCAUGAAUAUUCAGGUCAAUGGCUAUGUUGCUAAGGACUUUUUAGAGGUUGCUAAAGUGCAUAAUAUGUACAAUGAGAAUUCCACUUGUAACACAGAGAAUAUAGAGCAAAGGUCCUCAUAUUCAGGUGAAACUCAGAGUCUAUCAGAGAAGCCACAGCAAGACCAGAGGAGCGUGCCAUCACAACUGACGCUGUCUCUCGCCAGAAAACACAAAACGCUCACUCUCAACCUGAACCAUAACCGGAACCAGAGGGAGGCCCAGAGCCCAUGUGGAGCAAUGACUCCAAGCCCCAACGAACCAGCGACACGGACACCAAAGUCCAACACACCACAAAUCCCAACAGGCAUUGCAUCUCACUCUGAGAAGCGCAAGAGCCUCACCCUCUCCCUGUCUCUCGUUGGUGCAAUUCCCCCAACUCCCCACCAGAAUGAGCCAGAAAGCAGCAACAGGCACAGCAUUAGCCACAAGCCAACGCAGUCCAGUGCUUCUAACACCAUCCACAAGAGGGAGUCAGAAGGCACCAGUGGUUCAAAAAGGCACGGCAGAAAGCCUUCAACGAUGGCCCUUUCCUCCUCACAGACAGAUGUACAACAUAGAGAGAGGAGCACAUCCUGUGUCAAAGCAGCAGGUUGGCCCAAUCGCUACUCCUCCCAAACCCAGGCAAAGGUAGAGAGAGAGGGAAGAGGCCAGCCUAAAAGAGAGCCCAGCUGCUGUCAGAGCAUGAAGAAGGGGAGGCCUAAAUUGACUCCAAAGACAGGGAAGGACCACAGCGAAGGAAGAGCAGAGAGGGAGACACUAACAGGGAGCCUGAGCAGCAGUUCUGUUUUGAGCCAGGACAGUAUCGUAGUUCACCAGCAGGUGUCGCCAGCAGCUAAGCUGUCUGCAUCUGCAGUGAGGGCUGAGGAAAGAGUGGAUGCAGAACAGGGCUUCCUGUUUCCUCUCAACCUGACUGUCAACAAGCUGCUGGGCUGGGGGGAGAAGAUGCUGCUGGGGGUACUGUUUGGACCCCGGAUCAAAGUGGAACCGGCUAUUCUGCCCUAUAGGUGCUGAUGCAGUAAGAGACCGUUGGCGAGGACAGAGAGAGGGCUGAUAAAUGCCAGGAGAUUGAUUUGUGUGUGUGUGUGUGUGUGUGUGUGUGUGUGUGUGUGUGUGUGUGUGUGUGUGUGUGUGUGUGUGUGUGAGAGAACAGAGAACUGAACUCCAUGUAUAAUAUUUGUCUGCCCAUACCAAGUUCACAGUCCUCUGAGUGAAUGCUUUGUCCUAUAAAUGCUAAUUUAUUGUUGACUUCCUUCAAAAGCACUAUGUAUAUUACAAAUAGGGCAGUUUAUGCCUCCAACACAAUGCUCAUGGAUUAAGGCUUGAUUAUGUUGAUUUUUAUUUAUUGAUUGAUGUGAAUUAAGUGAUCAGUUUAUUGUUGUUAUUUAUAAAAUGAAUAUUUUGAGGAUGGUA